Molecule: messenger RNA, 1303 nt
Organism: Phoenix dactylifera (date palm)
Lineage: Eukaryota; Viridiplantae; Streptophyta; Magnoliopsida; Arecales; Arecaceae
Source: RefSeq, a predicted model, not a curated record
AGUGCUUCUUAAUGCUUUAGAGAUUUCUAAGAUCUUCUGUUGUGGUUCUAAAGUCUUGUAGGGCCAACUUUACGACCUUUCUCCCCCUAUCUAACUUGCGGAUGUCAGGAUUUCUUCAGGUGAACUAGCAAUGGAGUUGGAAUCUUGUGUCCCACCCGGCUUCAGAUUCCAUCCCACAGAGGAAGAACUUGUGGGGUAUUACCUAGCAAGGAAGGUUGCUUCACAGAAGAUCGACAUAGAGGUUAUUCAAGAUGUCGAUCUAUACCGAAUAGAGCCAUGGGAUCUCCAAGAUAGGUGCAAGUAUGGUAAUGAAGAACAAGCUGAAUGGUACUUCUUCAGCUACAAAGAUAGAAAGUACCCAAGUGGAACACGCACCAAUAGAGCCACCGCAGCUGGAUUUUGGAAGGCAACCGGCCGAGACAAGCCAGUACUUUCAAAUUCUAGAGUUAUAGGGAUGAGGAAGACCCUUGUGUUCUAUAAAGGACGUGCUCCAAAUGGGAGGAAAACUGAUUGGAUCAUUCAUGAGUAUCGUCUUCAAUCAAAGGAAUAUGGACUGAUUCAGGAAGAAGGAUGGGUUGUAUGCCGAGCAUUUAGAAAACCCAGUCCCAAUCAAAGGCAAUGCUUCAACAACUAUAAUCCUACUUGCUACAACAACAAUGAUGCCCAACGUGGACUAGGAUCGCUUGUAAACAUUACUAGUCCAAACCGUUUCAUGGAAUCCUAUCCAGGAGGCAACCUCCAAGAGCAACCUACUGGGUGUGGGGGAGAUCUUGAGUCAAAGAACACACUCCUCAGCCAUGUUCUUGUGCUUCCACAACUAGAGAGUCCAAGGUUAUCGACAAGUUUGUCUGCUAAGGAAUGCUUUGAACCUAAUGUUCGGAGUGUUCCGAGUGACGAAGAGCAUGCUGCCACCAGAAGUGACUGUGAGGAGCAACUAAUCGAUUGGAAGGUGUUGGACAAGUUGCUUUCAUCGCAGUUAAAUGAAUCAGCUUCUUCAAUUGUUCCAGUGAAUUAUGAUGCAGGUGCUCAAAGCCAGGGAGAUCAUUUUCUUGCAUUGUUUGAUAGAUCGUAGUGGCGACUCUCUUGUUUCAAUGGUUAUGCUGCUAAUACUAUAAGGUGCAAAGGUCAAGAGCUACUUGAUUUGUAGCUACUAUUGCAUUUCAGGUACUGAGUAGAGAAGAACUCAUUUCAUGUUGUCUGAAGCCUUCGUAGGUUGAAUUUGUUGUGCGCUAUUGUGAGUCGUUCUUUAGCAAAUAAGUAGUACUGUUAUCUGUAAAAAAAAAAUCUGAAAAUGUGUUGAUUA